Molecule: messenger RNA, 516 nt
Organism: Schistosoma intercalatum
Lineage: Eukaryota; Metazoa; Platyhelminthes; Trematoda; Strigeidida; Schistosomatidae
Source: the annotation of a GenBank genome assembly
AUGGGAAAUGCAUGCUGUAAACUUUAUUGUUUAGAACAUAGUAUACAACUAAAUGGUUUGAUACUAACUAUUGAAUUCUUUAAUCAACAAGGUAAUUUAGGACCUAGUGUUAUUGAUGAAGUGAGAACUGAUCCACGCAAACAACUAUUUCAUCCAGAACAAAUAAUCACAGGAAACGAUGCGACAAGUAAUCAUCCUCGAGGCCACUAUACGAUAAGCAAAGACAGUAUUGACCUGGUUCUUGAUCGCAUUAGAAAAUCUGCUGAUCAGUGUACGGUUUUCUUAAUUUUUCAUUCAUUUGAAGGAGUUGCAGUUAAUUGUCAACCUCCAGCAUCCAGACAUAAUGGUGACUUAGCUAAAGAUCAAAGAGCUGUACGUAUGCUAAGUAAUACAACUGCAAUUUCAGAAGCAUGGAUGAAACUGGAUGAUAAACUUGAUUUAAUGUAUUCGGAACACGAAUUUGUUCAUUGGUAUGUAAAUGAAGGUAUGAAAGAAAGUGAAUUCAGUGAAGCAUAA